Kazachstania africana CBS 2517 is the source of this 720-nucleotide messenger RNA. RefSeq lists its product as uncharacterized. Bases 1 to 720 code for a protein of 239 amino acids. Lineage: Eukaryota; Fungi; Ascomycota; Saccharomycetes; Saccharomycetales; Saccharomycetaceae. The record is from RefSeq and is a predicted model, not a curated record. The transcript has a single exon.
AUGGAUUCAAAAGAUUCAGAUGAGCUGUUAGGAGCAAGAGCUGAGCCGGCUACGAUGCCGCUUCCCAGUACUGUAUUUCGUAAUCGAUUUACAUACGGCCUCAGCGAGAUGUUCAAAACGAAACGUUGCCAAAUAUCUUACACUCUACUGCUGGCUUCAAUCACUGCUGCUAUAACGUUUGCAAAUGUCCCGGGAAAGAGUGAUACUUCUGCACUGCUCUUUGCUCUUUCCUUUUUUAUAUUAGUAGCAACAGCAUUUGUGACAGCAACAGUCUUCAUUAAAGAAUUUAAUACAUUUGCAAAAGUAAAAUUCUUUUUAUACGUCGUUGAAUAUAAGCCUAACAUUGAUCCACACAGCUGGGACAUCAUUGCCUCGCAUAUGAAUGUGUAUCUAUAUAACGAAGGAUAUUGGUUUAGCCCCAGGUGCUUCUACGACGGACAAGCUGCAUAUCACUACUUUAAGAGUUUGAUAGUGAAAUCUCCACUUGCCAAGGAUGUACAUUCAAACGUCAAUGGCAAUCAAAAUGCCAUUCCUUUGGCCUCGAUGAAUGAAGCUGGUGUGGAAGCUGGUAAUACUAAUAAUACGGAGUCUGAAAAUGGUUUACAGGAUGCUGAUUUUGAAUUGAAGGGAUUUAGAGAGAAAGCUAUAAAAGUUUAUCGUAAGUCGCUUGACGAAUAUUGGCAAGCACAUUUUGUAGGAGCCAGCGAGCAACUACCAUAG